Lichtheimia ornata is the source of this 438-nucleotide messenger RNA. RefSeq lists its product as uncharacterized. The coding region runs from base 1 to 438 and encodes 145 amino acids. NCBI's taxonomy places the organism in Eukaryota, Fungi, Mucoromycota, Mucoromycetes, Mucorales, Lichtheimiaceae. The record is from RefSeq and is a predicted model, not a curated record. The transcript has 4 exons.
AUGACCGUAUUGUUACUUUUGUUGGAAUCAGCAAGCGGUCAAGAAUGUGAAUCCCGUUAUUUCUCACUGGACUACUGCGGUAGCACAUACACCAAUUGCACCUAUAGUAUCUUCAAGUACCAUGAACCCAAAAGCAACCUCGUUUCAAGUAUCGGACGUGGAUGUGGUGAGAGCACAAAACAAGUAUGCAAGGGCAAGGACUGGUUAGGUUGUAUGAAUUCGCCCCAAUGCGUAUGGUGGCAAACGUAUAGCAGAGACGACCCUACAAAAGAGGACAACGGAUGUCGAGAAUUUGAUUGUUCUUAUGGCUUGACUGAGGACUACUGUGGUCAAUUCAAGGAUUGUGUCUUUGACCAAAAGGAUUCCAAUUUUAGAAACAUCGAUGAUUCACCUUGGAAUGUAGAGGGCUACUGGAGACGUGCUUUAGCAGCCUUUUAG